GUUGGCAUGCUCGUUGCUCACAAUUGCGUUUUGCUGGGCGAGGGUAAAAUUCGCAGAAGAAAUUUUAUACCACACGAACGGAAUUUCUUUCUCCAAAUAACAAGAAUCAGCCAGCAGUUCCUACGAGCAGGAGUUAACCAGAGCAGGAGAAUUUAGCCAGGAUACUACCAAGACAAUUCGCCUGUACCCCAGGGUCUCCAGUUCCACUGGGUAGCUGGUCUCAGCUGGAGGUGGCGGUGGGUGGUGCUCUUAUCGGCCUAUGAUUUCUUCCAUGCCCGCUGCGAUAAGAGCCAGGCGGAUCUGCCUGUCCAGUGCAACACCAUGGGCUGCAUCACCAGCAGCAGCAAGUUAAACGAGCUGCGCGGUCAUGAGAAUGUGUUCCGAGUACGAGUGGCUCACCUGCAACCAACUCCGGGUACUCCUAUCAUCCGGAGUGGCUACCUGGAGCUAACGCCCCGAGAACUGAUAUUCCAGACGCCGGGCUGUGAGCCCAUUGUGUGGGCACUGCAACACCUCCGACGUUAUGGCCUGAAUAACGAUCUCUUCUCCUUCGAAGCAGGACGCAGGUGCAUGUCUGGGCCAGGGAUCUACACUUUUCGAGUCCACAAUGCCGAGCAGCUGUAUCCCAUGUUCCAGCGCUACAUCAACGCAGUAAAUACAGAUGCCUUUGUGCAGGGCGAACGAGAAAGAGUAAACUCCGCUCAUUCGGUGUCCGUGAAUAUGGGUAGAACUGAGGGAAAUAACUACCUAGAGCCGGCUCCCUUAAUGAACCGGCAGCUGGGCAACUUCCACAGUGAGCCCUCGAGCACCAGCUCAUCGUAUCCGCUGCAGGCUAAUGACUCGCAAGUGGAAGACUCUCCGCCCAAUUUGCAAUCACCAGUCCUGAUACCCAGUGCCUAUUUGGAUCAGCCAUUGCGGGCUUUGCAGGACUGCUGUCUGGAGGGCACCGCCACGGACUUGCUGUCCACUCCGCCCUCUGGCAAUAGAUUGUCAUCACGAAGGCGCACAAUGGACUUGCCUCCCCUGGAAUCUGCGCCAGCACCAGCUCCAGUUCUGAGUCCCAACGAUGCUGUGCACAUGUACGCCAAUGUGGAAGCUCUGAUCUUCGAUCUGAGCAAUGAGCGCUGCUAUGAGAACGUAACUCGCUUGGAGCUGCCACUGCUGCCGAGGGAACCAAUUUCCACUCAAGAGCCGGCCACGCCCACCAGCUUGGCGGGCAGCUGCGGAGUAAACUACAUAGUGCUUGAUCUUGAUCAGCCGCGAAGUCCCGUGGGACCGGCUAGUUCACCAAAGGCGAUCAAUGGAUUUGGCAGCGGCUUAUCACUGAUCUCCACCCCAGCACCUGUCACUGCUCCAGUGACGCCUGAGUCAGGUAAUACGUUGGACGUUCCCCCACCCCCCAUGCAGUCCCAAAGCCUGAACAGCAUCUCUCCUGAUGCGGGAGAUACUCAAGCGAAGAAGGUAACAGAAUGCUCCGGGACCCAAGGCUACUCAACCAUCGAUUUCAUCCGCACUUACGCCUUGAACAAGUCUUCGACUGAACUGCCAGAAACAGUGACGCAUCGCCAGCAUUCGUCGCACGAUGCCGAGGAGCUGAGGAUCACCAGGCACAGUAAAUGCAUACGAAAGGCCUACUCCAUAAGUGAGUGAAAUGCAGGCAGCAGGAAUAGGAUUGGUGGAGACCGAGUGCACAACGAAUUUACAGGAAGCAUAAUGGCACCAGAUCGCUGGCGAAAUAGACCAUUUAAGUUAAGGAUCUAACCCCACAUUUUUUGUGCCAAAUCUGAAUACAAAAAGAUGUAAGGAGCUCUUGAUAGCAAAAUCAGAAUCCUGUCGAUCGGCUGCAAGCAAUGUAAGGAAGUGUCUAAAUUCAGAAGUAAUGAAGAUCACCACGAAAGGAAAAAAACCGGAUCAAAAAGAGUACAAACGUAAAAGAAGAGUGGCCAAAAGAUUUAUUAACCCCGAAUUGUUCGAUUCAAAUUGAAUAAUGUUGACCAAUUAUGAAGAUGAAAAUUCCGAACAGUAAUCGAAUUGAAACACAAGCUGUGCAACUAGAAGGUUGAGCAGAUCAAAUGAAUGAUAGCUUGUUUAAAAAUAUGAACAUAAACUACUAAAAUUAACCACACAUGGGAUCAAACAGGAUUUUGUUGAAGAGAUUGAUGAAAGCGUACAAUAUUUUAGAGUUAUCAAAUGUUCAAUAAGCUUCAUAACGUUUUAAACUUUUUCAGAAACAUUUUCGUGAUGCUGGUACUUCUGAUUAUGAAAGCUUAACAAGGAGCUAAGUAACUUUUCUACUAUUUUCAAGGGAUUUUCAAGGGAGUAUGAUUAAAUGGAAAUGGAUCUCUCUCGGAUGGGGGAAGGAAAAGCUAUGGAGGUUGAUGAGAACGUGUUGCACAACGAAUUUACUGCAGGAGAUUGUAGUAAAGUGAAAUUUGAAGAGUGAUUUGUCCAAAGAUUUGUUUGCUUCCUUAUGCGCCAAGCUAGAACGCAAACGAGUAACAAUAUUAUAACCAGGUUGUUUUUGUAGUCAGUACAGUAAACUCAGAAAGCCAUAAACACAUAGACGUGAAUUGCAUACGUACAUAACUUGUAUUUAAGGAUAUUAACAUAGCAUUACUUACAUCGCAGCCAGCGGCUGUUUAGAUCUAGUCAUUUUUGAAUUUGUGCAUAUAAAAUAGUGAGCAACACGAAAGGCUUUUAACAUUAAAAUUGUACAUGGUAGAUACUUAAGUGUAGCUCAUAAGCACCAGAAAACACAUCACCGACGUACACGUACGUUUGUUGUUGGCCAAGGCUUUGAUUUUGUAUUUUGUUGCCAAAAAAAAAAAAACAAUGGUAGAAAGCAUCGCGUUGCAUUGUCCGCUGUGAGUUUA
This is a messenger RNA of Drosophila erecta, 2873 nucleotides long. RefSeq lists its product as uncharacterized. Gene Ontology annotation, cellular component: cytoplasm. The record is from RefSeq and is a predicted model, not a curated record. The coding region runs from base 322 to 1650 and encodes 442 amino acids. Gene Ontology annotation, biological process: cell surface receptor protein tyrosine kinase signaling pathway. The transcript is spliced from 2 exons. NCBI's taxonomy places the organism in Eukaryota, Metazoa, Arthropoda, Insecta, Diptera, Drosophilidae.